AUCGAUAAGCAGCGAGUUUGUUGUGGUAAAUAAAAUUUAAAUGAAAUAGAACUAUUUGUGCUGAUCCAUGAAGUCGGUGGCCAUCCGCCCGAAGCCGCCAGGCUCCGACAACCGCGGAGCCCUGCGUCCGGCUGCAAAGAAGGCCGUGCAGAAGCGGAUCUACCACUGCGGCGUCUGCUUGGCGGGAUUCCCGCGUCAUCUGGCCACCAAGCGGCACGAGGAGCAGUGUGCGGCCAGGCUGCGGCGCCUGUUCAUCUGCUGCCACUGCCUGACGCUAUACGGCGACGAGGCCCGGCUGGAGCGGCACCGGCAGCGCAAGCACACCGACGGCCAGUUCCUGUGCCUGCAGUGCGCCAAGCGGUACAAAUCGGCCACCUUCCUUUACCGCCAUGUGGUCAGCUGGCACGGCGAGCAGUCGCUCUUCUACUGUGCCAUGUGCGCCGACAACUGCAGCGACGUGAAGACCUUCAGCGGGAUGCGGGAGCUGCAGGAGCACGCCGACGAGGUGCACCACCUGCGCUUCCUGGAGUCCACGGCCAGCGAAACAGGCAGCCAGGUCGACGAAACCGAGGACCUGGAGAUGCUGGAGGAGAAUCUCGAGGAUCUGCUGCCCAGCGUUGACUGGGACGACGACCUCACCUUCGGCUGGCCCAUGGGCCUGGACAAGGAGUCGUGCAUUGUGGAUGAGACGAAGCCGAACGUCUUUGUGUGUCCCUUCUGCGCCAACGGGUUUUCGGGCAGCUUGUGCUUGGUGCGGCACCUGGAGAGGAUUCACGAGAAGAGUCCGCUGGACUGCUGCUACUGCGACAAGAGCCAUGGCAGCCGGGAUGCCCUGCGGUCCCACCUGCAACGUGUCCACGUGCUGUUGCGCGCCCAUGUGUGCAGCGUUUGCCAGGCGGACUUCGCCACCGCCGAUCACCUGAAGAAGCACGUGAAUAGCCAGCACCUGGACCAUCGGCCGCAUGUGUGUCCCACCUGCGGCAAGGGCUUCGCCCAGCGCUGCCAUCUCACCCAGCACAUGGCCACGGAUCGCGGCCACGGGCACGGCAAGUUCGUCUGCCAGCUCUGCCUGUGGCCCUUCUUUCGGGCCAUCGAUCUCGAGCGGCACGUCAACGAGAAGCAUCCGUAG
This is a messenger RNA of Drosophila elegans, 1129 nucleotides long. RefSeq names its product zinc finger protein 343. NCBI's taxonomy places the organism in Eukaryota, Metazoa, Arthropoda, Insecta, Diptera, Drosophilidae. The record is from RefSeq and is a predicted model, not a curated record. Gene Ontology annotation, biological process: regulation of DNA-templated transcription. Bases 68 to 1129 code for a protein of 353 amino acids. The transcript is spliced from 2 exons. Gene Ontology annotation, molecular function: RNA polymerase II cis-regulatory region sequence-specific DNA binding; DNA-binding transcription factor activity, RNA polymerase II-specific.